AUGAAAUCUCGAUCCUUUGCAUGGCUGUUCUUGAUCCCCAUAACAUCACUAGUACUUCUCCUCAGCUUUUGUGUACCUGCGGUGUCUGGCCAAUGUCUCCACGAUCAGCAAUCCCUGUUGCUCCAUUUGAAGAACAGUCUGGUAUUUAACCAUAGUUUGUCCACAAAACUAGUGCAGUGGCAUAAAAACACCGGUUUUUGUUCCUGGGAAGGCGUAACCUGCAGUGAAGGACGUGUUAUUGGGCUCGACUUGAGCGAUGAAUCAAUCUCCGGUGGACUCGACAAUUCCAGCAGCCUCUUCAGUCUUCACCACCUCCAGAUUCUGAAUUUGGCAUAUAACAACUUCAACUAUGUUCGGAUUCCAUCACAGCUUGAGAAAUUGACAAAUUUGAGUCAUUUGAACCUUUCAAUUGCUGGCUUUGCAGGCCAGAUUCCAAUUGAGCUUUCGAGUUUGAGAAGGUUGCUUAUUCUUGAUUUAUCUACCCAUUACUUCUCCUCUGAAACUCCUCCACUAAAACUUGAGAAUCCAAAUUUAGAGAUGUUGGUUCAGAACUUUACGGAGCUAAUAGAACUUCAUCUUGAUGGUAUAAUCAUAUCAGAACAAGGGUUCGAAUGGUGCGAGACUUUAUCAUCAUCACUGACCAAUUUGAGGGUAUUGAGCUUGUCAAAUUGCAAUCUUUCAGGCCCUUUGAAUCCCUCCUUGUUAAAGCUUCAGUCCCUCUCAAGUAUUCGUUUGAAUAAUAACAACUUGUCUACUGCAGUGCCGGAGUUCUUCGCGAAUUUCACAAAUUUGACGUCCUUGCAUCUCAGUUCUAGUGGGUUGUUUGACACAUUUCCAAAAAAGAUCUUCCAGGUGCCCACACUAGAGGUUCUUGACUUGUCUAGUAAUCCACAACUCCGUGGUUCCUUGCCAGAUUUUCCUCAGAAUGGGUAUCUUCGAACCCUGGUACUUGGAUGCACAAAUUUCUCGAGAAAAUUGCCGCAUUCUAUCGGUCAGAUUACUUCUACUCACUGGCAAGAGCUGAAGAAACUGGUAAACCUUGACUUGCGUUACAAUUCAUUGAAUGGGAACAUUCCAGUUCCUCUGUUUUUCGAUUUAUCAUUGCAGUAUCUGCAACUUUCCUACAACCAAUUUUCUGGUGAACUCAAUCAAUUUCCCAACACUUCUUCUAAUGUAUUGGAAUACCUUGAUUUGAGCAGCAACAAUUUGGAAGGGGCAAUCCCUGUGUCUGUCCUUAAUCUUCAACGUCUUAAGGUCCUCUCACUUUCUUCAAAUAACUUCAAUGGCUCUUUCAAGCUAAAUAUGAUCGAGCAGUUGAGAAAUCUUUCCAGUCUUGAUCUUUCCUACAACAGCUUAUCAAUUGAAUAUGAUAGAACUGAUUCUCCAUCCCCCUCCUUUCCCAACAUCACCAGGUUAAAAUUGGCUUGCAGCAAGUUGAAAAUAUUUCCUGGUUUUUUGAGAAACCAAUCCAAAUUAACAGUUCUAGACCUUUCAGAUAACGAGAUUGGUGGAGAGAUACCCAACUGGAUAUGGAAACUGCCUUUUCUUCAACAGUUAAAUCUUUCUUUUAACAAUUUGGUGAGUCUAGAAGUAUCUUCACUCAAUGUCUCUCCUCUGGUUUUGUUGGACAUUCGUUCCAACCGACUCCAGGGGCAACUCCCAGAUCUCCCACCAUCUGCCACAUAUUUGGACUUCUCGAGGAAUAAUUUCAGCUCUGUCAUACCAAAUAACAUUGGUGACUUCCUUUCUUAUGCUUAUUUCUUUUCUCUUUCAAGCAAUAAAUUCAAAGGGAGUAUACCUGUAUCAAUUUGCAAUGCAACAUACCUCGAAGUUCUAGAUCUGUCUAAUAAUUCCUUCAGUGGCAUGAUUCCGGAAUGUUUGGUUCGGAUGAGUAGUACUCUUGGGGUGCUGAAUCUAGGGAGAAACAAUCUCCAUGGCAUGGUUCCCAAUACAUUUCCAGACAACUGUGGAUUGCAAACUUUAGAUCUCAAUGGAAACCAACUUGUAGGGCAUAUACCUAAAUCUAUGGCAAAUUGCACAAUGUUGGAGGUCUUUAAUAUCGGUAACAACCACAUUGAGGACAUCUUCCCAUGUCACUUGAAGAACGCAUCCGUAUUGCGUGUCCUUGUUUUGCACUCUAACAACUUUAGGGGCUCCCUUGGUUGUCCAGGAGAUAAUGCCACUUGGCCUAUGCUUCAAAUUUUGGAUGUAGCUUUGAACAAUUUCACUGGUAAGCUUCCAAUAAAAUCCUUUCAUGCCUGGAAGGCUAUGUUGAAAAGUGAAGAUGAUGCCGAAUCAGAGGUCAAUCACCUUCGAUUUAAACUCACUUUGUUUGAAAACUUUUAUUAUCAAGAUGCGGUCAUAGUUACCGUUAAAGGUCUAAGUAUCGAAUUUGUGAAGAUUCUAAUGCUUUUCACCUCGAUUGACUUUUCCUACAAUAACCUGGAGGGGCCAAUACCAGAAGCAUUUGGUGGACUCUCAACACUAAUCGUUCUAAACUUGUCGCAUAAUGCUCUUUCAGGACAAAUCCCGAAAUCUCUGGCAAACUUGACACAGUUGGAGUCAUUGGACUUGUCAAGCAAUAAGCUUACAGGGGAGAUUCCUAUGCAACUUGCAGAAAGUCUUACUUUCCUGUCAGUCCUAAACCUCUCCUUUAAUCAACUGGUGGGGCAGAUUCCAAUGAUCAUACAAUUUUCUACUUUUUCAGAAAGUUCCUACGUAGGGAACAAAGGAUUGUGUGGCUUCCCUCUUAGGGAAAUUUGCAAUGCUGGAGGGACACCACGGUCGACUCCACCUGACUCGAAUUCUAAGAAAGUGAUUGGAAGGAAGUUUCUAAGUGUUGAACUAGGAUUUAUUUUUGGCUUAGGAAUUAUCAUUGGGCCCCUGUAUUGGAAAAGGUGGAGGUUUUGGUAUUUCAAACAAGUCGAUGACAUUCUUUACAAGAUCUUUCCGAAGCUGUAUAUGAACAGAGAAGCAUACCCUCGUAGAAUUACACGUAGAAAUCGAAGGCCAAGAUGUCUGUGA
This is a messenger RNA of Juglans microcarpa x Juglans regia, 3024 nucleotides long. RefSeq names its product receptor-like protein 6. The record is from RefSeq and is a predicted model, not a curated record. NCBI's taxonomy places the organism in Eukaryota, Viridiplantae, Streptophyta, Magnoliopsida, Fagales, Juglandaceae. Bases 1 to 3024 code for a protein of 1007 amino acids. Gene Ontology annotation, molecular function: protein binding. The transcript has 2 exons.